UAAUUCUAUUGUAUUUUUUUAUUUACUCUUAACAGUAAUUUCUUAAAGACUUGGGAGGUAAUAUUUCUCUUUCUUCUAUUACGUUUGCUUUGUUAUUAUGUAUUCUAUGAUUAUAAUAUUAAUUACUCAUAGUGCAAAGUCUUCUCAACAUUUCUACAAUAAUUUAGUUACAUGCCUUGUAUAUAAUAUCUUUAAAAAGGUAUUCACAGCUGAAGGAUACGAGUUGUGCCUAUCUACUUCAUAAAUACUUUCCAAAUGUGUUACAUUUUAUGUAUGCGAUGCUUAAUUCAUAUGCUUAUGAUGUGCUAAGCAUUAGAAAAGCAAAGAAUGCAGUAUUCUGUGCAAUAUUCAUUUGCAUAAUAAUCAGUAAGGUCAUUAAAGUUCCAUUGAGACUGUCCCCAGUCAAUUGUAUUAUCAUUCAUACAUUAAGUGAGGAUUCAUUAAUCAUUGACAGGUAAUUGUAACAAAUGUUCCUUGUUUAUUUAUAAAGCUAUGUAAUAGUCUAGGAUUUUAUUGUGAUUCGAAAAGUGUUUGGGAGUUGUCUGUAUUUGUGGACAAGAACUAGCUUCAUCAACGACACCAGCAACAUUUCGUAUGCCAACAAUGGCUAUGCAGAAGAUGAGAAGACAAGGUCAAGACGUGAUGCAGGUGAAUUUGGCGGGUAUCAGGCGAGAUAUUGUUAAUCUUGCUCACAACUAUAGCAAUGCUCAGAAAGCUGUACGCGAAGCCACUAGCAACGACCCUUGGGGUCCGAGCAGUACGCUCAUGGCAGAGAUUGCUGACUUGACGUACAACGUCGUGGCUUUUACUGAAAUUAUGCAAAUGUUGUGGAAGAGAUUGAACGAUCAUGGAAAAAAUUGGCGACACGUGUUCAAAGCUUUAGUUCUCUUAGAAUAUCUCAUUAAAACGGGCACAGAGAAAGUUGCACAGCAGUGUAAAGAAAAUAUUUUUGCCAUCCAGACGUUGAAAGAUUUUCAAUACAUGGAAGGGUCUAAGGACCAGGGCGUGAACGUGAGAGAAAAAGCAAAACAAUUAGUGGCCUUAUUAAAAGACGAUGAGAGACUAAGAAAUGAAAGAGCUAGAGCGCUGAAGGCGAAAGAAAGAUUUGCGCAAUCGGUUAGCGGAUUUGGCAGCGAUGGAUUAGAUACUAUGUCACCAGUGAGCAGCGACUUCCAGGAGUGGGAGCCGUGUCGUCUAGGAUCCUCCGAGACUGCGGCCAGACAAGCUGCAAGGCCGCAAACAGUAGGGGAGGAAGAGCUUCAGCUACAAUUAGCUUUAGCAAUGUCGAGAGAAGAAGCCGAACAGGAAGAGCAGAGAAGACGCAGCGAUGAUGUCAGAUUGCAAUUAGCUCUUAGUCAAAGUCAACAAGAUUUCAAAGCCCCGCAAUCUGAGAAACAAAGUCAUAUGCUAGAUCUGUUGGAUGUAAAUUUGGAAGAAGCGUGUGGAUACAAUGUAAAAACCGACCCUUGGGGUAUACCCAUUACACCGCCACCGCCUAUACGACAGUUUUCCCCUCUUACCUUCGAGACCCAGAAUGAUCCAUGGAGCGUUCCUACAACAAGCAGUACGUCUCCUGCACUAGAUCCAUGGACUCCUGUUCCAUCUCAGAGACCAACUGCUGCCGUUGAUCCGUGGCGAGCACCUCCGUCAUCGCCUGUGACGGUUACAACUGCCCCCGCGGCGGAUCCUUGGUCACCGAUACCUUCCACCACUACUACCGAAGUUGAUACAAAUAAAAAGCAGAGUGGUCGAGAAGGUGCGACGUCCGUCUCACCCUCGUUUAACAACCCGACAUUAACGCAAAACAUCGGAUUCGCGGCACAAUCGCCGCAAAACAUAGGAUUCAAUUUGCCUACAACUUCGAGCGGUACAUUCAAUACAACUAGCAACGGUUUCAACGGUACUGGGCCUAGUCUCAACGAUUUCGUUGUUGGGAAUCAAAACAAUAGUUCCGCGGCCAGUCCACUGAGCGAUUUAGAUGAAUUCGAUGUGAUCACCAACAGAAACAAAAAUGCUUCUAAUCUACAACCUGCAAACAACGGAAGUACGCUAUCGCAGGAUCCGUUUGAUUUGGGUAGUAUAGCCGAAACUCUUCCUACGAGUACUGGAGCUGUUAAGAAAACACCGCAAUCGUUCCUUGGAGAGAACUCUGCUCUUGUCAAUCUUGACAACCUCGUCAGCGCUAGCGCGAUCAAGUCUACAACGUCUACACCAGCAGCUGCGACCAUCUCAUACUCGGCGAAUCCAUUUGCGACGGCAACAGCACCACCACCCCGUCCUUCGAUCAAUCAAAUUCGACAAGAUCCUUGGACAGCGAAUACAACUACUACAGCGAAUCCGUUCCUCUCGUAGCUUGAUGAUGAUAAUUGUUGAAGAUGUCAGUCGAAAAUCAAGAGCACUGUGGUUUAGAAAGUAUUCGAGAUUUUUAGCAGCAACCCUGUACGGUAUAAGUUUCACGCUCUUAAUGAAGUAGCUUCGUUCGGUAAAUACAAGUGCAAGUAGAUAACAAACAAGGUCUGAUGGAAGUGAAAUAUCUAAUGCAAACGUUUUUGUCUAAUUUCGUUUUACUCGUUCCAAGUGAAAGGAAGAAGCUCGAAUAAAAGUAACUAACAAAUAGCUUGCUUAAUCAGAUUGAAUCGAUGAAAAUUCUCAUUGGGUGCAACUAAAAUUUAUUUCUCUGUAAUAACUCAAGAGUCUAUGAAACAUUUCCAUUUCCAUUUACUAUAUAAAUACUUGUGUCUUACAAUUUUAUUACUUGUAUCCUAUUGUGUACCAAUGGUGAAUGAGGAACUACCCAACAGGGAAAGAUAAUACGUAUGCAAUAAAUGAAAUAAAAAGUUUAAAAGCUAGAUCAUAUUUCAAUUUUCAACGCUUAAGCGCUCCCAAUGUGUAUUUCAAUUUUACAAGGAAUCAUUUUUCCAUUUGUAGUACAUAUUUUACGUAUUAUUGCGAGAUUGGUAAUGGAAAAACGUCAAGUAAGAUUUUCAUUGUGCCGUAGACUCAAACGUAUCGUCACGAUGAUUUCUUUUAUUUUUGUAUUUAUACAUACACGUUUUUGGCGACUAACGUGAGAUUGCAAUAUUGUUUUAGAGAAAUAUAUUAUAUCGAACAGGGUUUUUCAAUUUAUGUUAUACGUUUACUGUGGUACGUGCAUUGAUUGUGGUUCGUGAAAAUAUUCGUGUAAUAGCAUGCUUUUUAUAACUAAUAUUAUCAUGUUGCAAAAGGAAACGCAUAUGCUAGUGACACGACAUGUCGUUGAGCUAAUUAUUUACACAUUCGACAACCUUGGAUUAAAUACGAAUGAGGCAAUUGUGCAGUCACGCGACUGGCACGGUAAACACAUGUUCUAAUGUUGUUCAAGUAAGCACGUAUGUGUAAGUCUAAUUUAUUUAUAAAACAUUACCCGUUGGGUUUUGGGGCAAUUAUCACGAAGAUAUUUGCAUAGGCUUCAUGCACUGCAGAGAACCAAACACUGCUAUAGAUAUUAAUAUGCAUUUUUCUGUAAGUGAAAGUUCGGUGCAUUCUACUAUUUCACGGAAACUCACCAUCAAUUCACGGUGGUUAACGUUGGUCUCUAUGGAUGUUUUAGAAAUUUUUGAAAGCGCGGUAUCUUUGUUCGUUCGACUGUCAGAUUUAAUGAACCAACAUGAUCUGGUAACGAAGGGUAAUGAGAAAUACGUUAGCUUUCUUCGUAUGCAAAACAAUUUACAAUCGUACCUUGAUUUAUAUAAAGAAAAGAUAUUGUAAAUACGUUACAGCAUAUCUCGUUCCUCAAUUGUCAAGUCUCUUUUUCCUUCUAUACUCAUUCAACGUGUAGAUUAUUCUAAAUAAAACUUCGAAAGUGUUUUCUAAGCA
This is a messenger RNA of Ceratina calcarata, 3855 nucleotides long. RefSeq names its product epsin homolog lqf (gene lqf). Gene Ontology annotation, molecular function: phospholipid binding; clathrin binding. Bases 595 to 2352 code for a protein of 585 amino acids. NCBI's taxonomy places the organism in Eukaryota, Metazoa, Arthropoda, Insecta, Hymenoptera, Apidae. The record is from RefSeq and is a predicted model, not a curated record. The transcript is spliced from 13 exons. Gene Ontology annotation, biological process: endocytosis. Gene Ontology annotation, cellular component: clathrin vesicle coat; endosome; plasma membrane.